Cheilinus undulatus (humphead wrasse) is the source of this 1705-nucleotide messenger RNA. RefSeq names its product G patch domain and KOW motifs (gene gpkow). The transcript has 11 exons. The record is from RefSeq and is a predicted model, not a curated record. Gene Ontology annotation, cellular component: spliceosomal complex; ribosome. Gene Ontology annotation, molecular function: structural constituent of ribosome; nucleic acid binding. Gene Ontology annotation, biological process: mRNA splicing, via spliceosome; translation. Lineage: Eukaryota; Metazoa; Chordata; Actinopteri; Labriformes; Labridae. The coding region runs from base 17 to 1567 and encodes 516 amino acids.
UGUAGCGUUACAAACAAUGAUGGCGUCGCUCGCGGAUGAACCGAGUGCUUCUGAUUCCGUGGCUUCUGUGGCUCAGGGGGAGAGAAAAAACCCAGCUGUGUCGUUUGGUUUCACUAAAACCGUUAAUAAAUUCAAACCCUCGUCUGGGGACACCGCAGUAAAGACAGACGACAAGGAUUAUUUGACUGGAAUAGACCGGAAUGAACUGCAAAGCACAAAACCAUCUGAGAAGCCCAAAGAGCUCAUCAUCCCUUUGAUACAGAAGAACCGCUGGCAUAAAUCUGAAAAAGCAGGCGAUGGUGAAGGGAAUGGAGGCAAAGCACAAGAAACAACCCAGGAAAAUGAUUCUGUGGAUUCACAGGCCGUCAGAGAACUCAUUGAAGAUUCCCGGCGGCAGCUGGAGCUGUGGCAGAAUGGCCCUCAGUCAGACAAACACCUGAACCUCAGCAUCCCUCUGCUGAUGCAAAACAAGGUGCCAGAUGGCUAUGAGGAUGGAGACCAUGUGAAGGUGGAUCUGCGGCCUGAGUCUUCAACAGUGGCAGAUUAUGAGAGUGUUCCUGUUGAGGCUUAUGGACUCGCUAUGCUCAAAGGGAUGGGCUGGAACAAAGAAGAAGGCAUUGGACGCACUUUUAAACAACACGUGAAACCGAUCGAACACCAGCUCCGUCCUAAAGGUUUGGGUCUUGGCGCUGAUCGUUCUGCAAUAAAAGACCUGGAGCCCAAAAAACAGCAGCGUCCUCCAAAGCCAGGUGAGGAGAGAGGGAAGGAAGAGGAGCUGGUGAUGGGCACAGGUGGAUGUGUGCUGAUGACGUCAGGGCCACAUAAAGACCUGUACGGAAAGAUUGAAGGUGUCGAUCCAGACAAUGCUCGAGUCAUGGUGAAGCUGGCCAUUGGCAGCAAGACAGUGACGGUCAGCCAGUACGCUGUUAAACUGGUUGGGCGCAAAGAGUACGACAAAUACAGCAAAGAUCUCAGUCGGCUGAGUAAAGCCCACAAAGACAAGGAAAGAGAGAAAGAGAAGGAGAGAGAGCGAGAGAAGGAGCAACAGAGACGGGAGGAGAAGGAGAAGAGAAGUAACGGCAGCGAGGGGAAACACAAAUCUUCAGACAGAGACGGGAAAGACGAGAGGAAGAGGAAACACAGAGAAUCGAGUCGAGACAGAGAAAAGCCUCCUGUAAAAGAAGCCAGGCGACCCCCAGCUCCCCCCUCUUGGUUGCAGAGGGACUUGAAAGUCCGCUUUAUAGACAAAACUUUUAAAGCGGGCAGAUACUACAACUCAAAGAUGCGUGUGGAGGAUGUGCUGACACCAACAACAUGUGUGUGUCGAACUGAAGAGGGAAGACUGCUAGACGAUGUGAAGCAGGACAUGCUGGAAACCAUCAUUCCUAAAAGUGAGAAUGACUCCAUCAUGGUUGUACUGGGCGAGCACAGAGGACAGGUCGGGCGUAUUCUCCAAAGGGACAAGAACAAGUGCAGAGCGAUGGUGCAGCUCGACCGAUUUGAAGAGAAAGUUUUCACUCUGGACUACGACUGUAUUUGUCAUUAUGUUGGAGCAGCAGAACACUGAUCCACACCUGUCUCACCUGUAGUCAAAUAUUGUCAUUUUUUACCCCAUCUGAAAAUGUUCUUUUGUAAUAUCCAGGAAUAAUGGAUCUCAUGAGGUUUUUUAAAAUACUGCAACUUUGUAAUAAAAAAUUGUACAGAA